AUGGCUGGAUAUUCCCAUAGAUCAUCACUUAAAAGGGGACAUAAGCCUUUCAAGUCUAAGCAUGCUAGUAAAGGUGCUUUAAAGAGAAUACAUAAAGGUAAAGUCGAAAAAGACAUUGCCAAUAACAAACAAAUCAAAGGUACAUCCAAGUUACAGCGUAAAAACAAAGCUAAGCAAUUGAAGGUACAGAAAAUGAUGACAUCCUUAGAAAGCAGAAAACUGUUUGAGGGUUCCAAUGGUGCUGAGAAGAUUGUGACCAUCAUUCCAUUAACUGCGGAUGUUGAUUCAUCUGAUAUAGUCAGAAAACUUAUGGUUUCAGCCGAUUUAGAAAUGGAGAACUUACCAUUCAUGUCAGAGGAAGGAAAUGUGGCAAGUAUAAGAAAUUACCAAAUAAAGAAAUUCAAGAGUACUUUGAAGAUAAUUGUUCCAGAUAUGUCAAAUUUUUUAAAUAUUUUGGAUUGUGCCAAAAUUGCCGAUUUUGUAGUUUUUGGUUUAAGUGGAACCUCUGAAGUGGACCAGGAAUUUGGUGAGCAAAUUAUCCGUGCCUUAGAGUUACAAGGUAUUUCCUCGUACAUCGGCGUUGUUCCAAAUCUAUCAAAAGUUCAUCCUAAGGAGAAAUUCCAGCUAGAUGUUAAACAAUCUUUAGAAAGUUAUUUUAGACAUUUUUUUCCUAAUGAGGACCAUGUCUACAACCUUGAGAAACCAUCUGACAGCUUGAUUGUACUAAGAACUUUAUGUCAAAAGCUCCCCCGUCCUGUGACGUGGAGAGAUAACAGGGGUUAUUUAGUAGCUGAAAAUGUCGACUAUAAUGAAAUUUCACCAGAGGCUGGCCAUUUAGUUGUCCAAGGUACUGUUCGUGGUAUUGGAUUCCACGCAAAUAGACUAGUUCAUGUUCCAGGCCUUGGUGACUUCCAAGUUUCUAGAAUUGAAAAGAUCAGUGCAUCUCAAAGGAAAAAGACAAACCCUGAUGAACUAGGUUUAGAUCUCAACAACACUUUUGAAUCCAAUGAAAAUAGGGAUGACUUGGAGGAAUAUGCUCCGGCUGAUUUAGAAAUGGAAGAAUGGUCUGACGCAGAGGAUUUUGCAUAUGAUAACUUGAGAUCAGCAAGGUAUGAUGACCAUGGGUAUAUUCAAAGAAGCGAUGAAACAGAUAAAUCUGCCGAAGUUCCAAAAGGUACAUCUGAGUACCAGGCCAAAUGGUACCUAAAUGAUGUUAUACAACCUCUCAGUGACGAAGAAGUGGAAGAGCAAGAAGAUAUGAUGUCAGAUGAUGAUUUGUUGGAGGAUGAAUACCAAGCCAGAGAUGCAAACUUCGAAGAUGAGGAAGUUAAUGAUGAAAACGAAGAUAUGUUUGUGGAACUAUCCCCAGAGGAAGAAGAGCGCCAACUUAAUGAAUAUAGGGCAUUAGAAGAUGAAGAUCGAGAAUUUCCUGACGAAAUAGAAUUAAAUCCAGCUGAAUCGGCUAUUGAAGGUUUGAAAAGAUACAGAGGGUUGAAAAACUUAUACAACUGUAUGUGGGACGUUGAUGAAAAAGACCCAGAAUGCCCACCAGAAUGGAAACGCUUAUUAAGAAUCGGUAACUAUAAAUAUACUCGUAAUAGAGUAUUGAAAGAGGCAUCUAAAACAGCUCAGGUAAUGGCUGGUGACCGUGUUAGAAUAUAUAUCGCAUUCCCAAAGAAUUUACUUGAACAAAUUAAGGAUCCACAACAAGUUCUAUUUGCUAUUUACGGUUUGCUUGCGCAUGAGCAUAAGAACACAAUGGCCAACUUCACCCUACAAAGAUGGGAAGAAUACGAUAAACCGGUACCAGCUGAGGAACCAUUGGUUGUGCAAUAUGGUAUUAGAAGAUAUACUAUUCAACCUCUAUUCUCUGCAGAUGCUAAUUCGAGUAAUAAUGUACACAAGUUUGAUAAAUUCUUGCAUCCAGAUACAAGGUCAGUCGCGACAUGUAUUGCUCCUGUUGACUUUACACAAUCUCCAGCUAUUUUCUUUAAACCGUCUUCAAGCGAUGUAAAGGGUCUAGAACUGGUGGGCCAUGGUACUUUCAUGAACGCAGACCACACAAGAGUUUUGGCCAAGAGAGCUAUAUUGACUGGUCACCCUUUCAGAUUUCACAGAAAUGUUGUUACUGUUCGUUACAUGUUUUUCAGACCAGAAGAUGUCGAAUGGUUCAAGUCCAUUCCAUUAUUCACCAAAUCAGGAAGAUCUGGUUUUAUCAAAGAAAGUCUUGGUACCCAUGGUUACUUCAAAGCAACAUUUGAUGGUAAAUUAUCCGCACAAGAUGUUGUCGCUAUGUCAUUAUUCAAGCGUAUGUGGCCAAAAGCUUCAUCGCCUUGGAAUAAUGAGAGUUAUUAA
Molecule: messenger RNA, 2355 nt
Organism: Kazachstania africana CBS 2517
Lineage: Eukaryota; Fungi; Ascomycota; Saccharomycetes; Saccharomycetales; Saccharomycetaceae
Gene: TSR1
Product: small subunit rRNA maturation protein TSR1
Exons: 1
Coding region: 1-2355 (784 amino acids)
Biological process (GO): endonucleolytic cleavage of tricistronic rRNA transcript (SSU-rRNA, 5.8S rRNA, LSU-rRNA); ribosome biogenesis; maturation of SSU-rRNA from tricistronic rRNA transcript (SSU-rRNA, 5.8S rRNA, LSU-rRNA)
Cellular component (GO): preribosome, small subunit precursor; nucleus
Molecular function (GO): GTP binding; U3 snoRNA binding; GTPase activity
Source: RefSeq, a predicted model, not a curated record